Messenger RNA from Magnolia sinica, 4408 nucleotides. RefSeq lists its product as uncharacterized. Bases 282 to 4217 code for a protein of 1311 amino acids. Gene Ontology annotation, molecular function: protein binding. The transcript has 21 exons. NCBI's taxonomy places the organism in Eukaryota, Viridiplantae, Streptophyta, Magnoliopsida, Magnoliales, Magnoliaceae. The record is from RefSeq and is a predicted model, not a curated record.
CUUUCUUCCCACCCCCACUAGAAUUUAGAAACCUCGUCCGUGGCCGCGUCCUCAAGACUCGGAACUCAGAAAACGGAGUUCUGGCAUUUUCAUUUUUCAGUGCAACUCCGUCCUCCAUCAAUGGCGCUUCCUCGUUCAUCUCACUCGGGAACGCUCUCAAACCCCUAAAAGAGAUCGGAUCUCUAAUCUCAUAUCCUCCCUCUAUAAAACCAUCACAUCUUCUUUUUUUUUUUUAUCGUUUUUCCACUGUCGAUCGACAGGAAGAUCGGAUCUCUUGAAAGAUGCUGCGAUUGAGGGCUUUCCGUCCGACGAAUGACAAGAUAGUGCGGAUCCAGCUCCAUCCGACACAUCCAUGGCUCGUUACAGCAGAUGCGUCGGAUCACGUUGCUGUCUGGAAUUGGGAACAUCGCCAGGUGAUUUACGAGCUAAAAGCUGGCGGUGUAGAUGAAAGGCGCUUGGUCGGAGCGAAGCUGGAGAAACUCGCCGAGGGCGAAAUGGAGCCCAAAGGAAAACCUACAGAGGCCAUGCGUGGAGGGAGUGUUAAGCAGGUCAACUUUUUUGAUGAUGAUGUGCGCUUUUGGCAACUUUGGCGCAAUCGCUCUGCUGCUGCUGAAGCUCCUUCUGCAGUCCAUCAGCACUCCUCUGCCUUUGCUUCUCCUGCUCCAUCAACUAGAGGAAGGCAUUUUCUCGUCAUUUGCUGUGAGAAUAAAGCCAUAUUUUUAGACUUGGUUACAAUGCGUGGGCGUGAUGUGCCAAAGCAAGACCUUGACAACAAAUCUCUUCUCUGUAUGGAGUUUCUGGCCAAGUCUUCUGCUGGUGAUGGCCCUCUCGUUGCUUUUGGUGGGUCUGAUGGUGUUAUUAGAGUUCUCUCAAUGAUUACAUGGAAGCUUGUCCGAAGGUAUACUGGAGGUCACAAAGGAUCUAUAUCUUGCUUGAUGACAUUCAUGGCUUCUUCUGGUGAGGCACUUUUAGUUUCUGGUGCUAGUGAUGGCUCACUUGUAGUCUGGAGUGCUGACCAUGCUCAAGAGUCACGUGAACUCGUGCCCAAGCUGAGUUUGAAGGCACAUGAUGGCGGGGUUGUGGCUGUCGAACUUUCUAGGGUACUGGGAGGUGCUCCACAGUUGAUUACAAUUGGAGUGGAUAAGACGCUAGCCAUCUGGGACACCAUCUCAUUUAAGGAAUUGAGGCGUAUUAAACCUGUUCCUAAGCUUGCUUGCCACAGUGUGGCAUCUUGGUGCCAUCCUCGAGCACCAAAUCUUGAUAUUCUAACUUGUGUCAAGGAUUCUCAUAUUUGGGCUAUUGAACACCCAACUUACUCAGCUCUGACAAGACCACUGUGUGAAUUAUCUUCACUUGUUCCUCCACAUGUUCUUGCACCUAGCAAGAAACUAAGAGUCUACUGCAUGAUUGCACAUCCUUUGCAGCCACACCUUGUUGCUACCGGCACCAAUAUUGGUGUCAUUCUCAGCGAGUUUGAUGCAAGAUCUCUUCCAGCUGUGGCUCCUCUGCCAACACCACCUGGAAGCAGGGAGCAUUCUGCCAUAUAUGUAGUUGAAAGGGAACUCAAAUUACUGAACUUUCAGUUAUCUAAUGUUGCCAAUCCAUCUCUUGGAACUACUGGCUCCAUACCUGAAACUGGAAAGUCCAGGGGGGAUCCAUUGGAACCAUUACAUGUCAAGCAGAUGAAGAAGCACAUUAGUACACCUGUUUCUCAUGAUUCAUAUUCCAUUCUUUCUGUGAGCAGUUCUGGGAAGUAUGUUGCGAUUGUAUGGCCGGAUGUUUCUUCUUUUUCUAUCUACCAGGUAAAGGAUUGGUCAGUGGUUGAUUCGGGUACUGGAAGGUUUUUAGCUUGGGAUACGUGUCGUGACCGAUUUGCUUUGCUAGAGGCUGCAUUACCCCCAAGAAUACCAAUCAUCCCUAAGGGGGGUUCAUCUCGAAAAGCGAAAGAAGCUGCAGCCGCAGCCGCUCAGGCCGCUGCAGCUGCUGCUAGUGCAGCCUCUUCAGCCACUGUUCAAGUGCGUAUCUUGCUGGAUGAUGGAACAUCAAAUGUUCUAACAAGGUCUAUAGAUGGCCGCAACGAGCCGGUUAUUGGCUUGCAUGGCGGUGCCCUACUUGGUGUCGCAUAUAGAACAUCUCGAAGGAUUAGCCCUGUGGCUGCAACAGCUAUUUCUUCAUUUCAUUCCAUGCCAUUAUCAGGCUUUGGAGCAGCCGAUGAUCCAUUUUCUUCCAUUAAGCCUUCAGUUGCAGAAGCUGCUCCACAAAACUUUCAGCUAUACAGUUGGGAAACUUUUCAACCUGUAAGUGGUCUCCUUUCCCAGCCAGAAUGGACUGCAUGGGAUCAGACGGUUGAAUAUUGUGCUUUUGCCUACCACCAAUACAUCGUCAUAUCUUCGUUACGCCCUCAAUAUAGAUAUCUUGGGGAUGUGGCAAUUCCUUCGGCAACUGGCGCUGUUUGGCAUCGGAGACAGCUGUUUGUUGCAACUCCAACUACCAUUGAGUGUGUCUUUGUGGAUGCUGGAGUUGCACCUAUUGAUCUAGAAACAAAAAAGAGAAAGGAAGAAAUGAAAGCAAAAGAAGCACAAUCUAGAGCUGUUGCUGCGCAUGGGGAGUUAGCACUGAUCACAGUUGAUGGCCCACAAGUUGUUACCAAUGAAAGGAUUUCAUUGAGGCCCCCAAUGCUCCAGGUGGUACGAUUAGCUUCCUUUCAGCACGCUCCUUCUGUGCCACCAUUUUUGACACUGCCAAAACAGUCUAAAGUAGAUGGUGAUGAUGCAGUUCUGACAAAAGAGAUGGAAGAAAGAAAAGUUAGUGAGAUAGCUGUUGGUGGAGGAGGGGUGUCUGUUGCAGUCACUCGUUUCCCUGCAGAACAGAAACGACCGGUCGGACCCCUUGUUGUGGUGGGUGUCAGAGAUGGAGUCCUUUGGCUCAUUGACAGGUACAUGUGUGCCCAUGCUUUGUCGUUAAGCCAUCCUGGUAUCCGUUGCCGGUGUCUUGCAGCCUACGGUGACGCAGUUAGUGCAGUGAAAUGGGCGAGUAGACUCGGUAGGGAGCACCAUGAUGAUUUAGCGCAGUUCAUGCUCGGGAUGGGAUAUGCGACUGAGGCACUUCACCUGCCUGGGAUAUCUAAGAGGUUGGAGUUUGACCUGGCAAUGAAGAGCAAUGAUUUGAAAAGAGCACUUCAGUGUCUUUUGACAAUGAGCAACAGCAGGGAUGUUGGGCAUGAAAAUGCAGGCACAGAUGUGACUGAGAUUCUCAGUUUAGCAGCCAAACAGGAAAACCUUGCUGACGCUGUCCAAGGAAUAGUGAAAUUCGCGAAGGAGUUUAUGGAUCUUAUUGAUGCUGCGGAUGCUACUGCACAAGCUGAUAUUGCCCGUGAAGCUCUUAAGAGGCUGGCUGCUGCAGGCUCUGUCAAGGGAGCUUUACGGGGUCAGGAGUUGAGAGGAGUCGCUUUGCGACUUGCAAAUCAUGGAGAGCUGACACGACUGGGCGGGCUUGUGAAUAAUCUGAUCACAGCUGGCCAAGGCCGUGAAGCAGCAUUCUCAGCGGCAGUUUUGGGAGACAAUGCUCUAAUGGAGAAGGCAUGGCAGGACACGGGGAUGCUUGGGGAAGCUGUACUUCAUGCCCAUGCUCAUGGCCGCCCAACACUGAAGAGCUUAGUUCAGGCUUGGAACAAGAUGCUACAGAAGGAGCUUGAACACACUCCAUCAGUAAAGACGGAUGCUGCAGCUGCAUUUUUGGCUUCUUUAGAGGAGCCCAAGUUAACAAGUUUGUCAGAAGCUGGAAAGAAACCGCCCAUUGAAAUCCUUCCUCCGGGAAUGCCGUCUCUCUCAGCACCUCCAAUUACAGUUCAGAAGAAGCCUACUCCCUCCACGCAGAACUCCCUUCAGCAGCCAGGCAAGCCAUUGCUUUUAGAAGCACCAGCUCCAGCUGCACCUCCGCUGAGCACUCCUCUUUCACCAUCAGCCAGUGCUCCACUUUCGACGUCAGUUGGAGAUCCAGUUGCCCCACCAGUGAGUGAUUCACAAGCUCCACCAGCGAGUGAUGCACAAGCUCCACCAGUGAGUGAUAUGCAAGCUCCACCAGCCAGUGAUACGCUUGCCCCGCCAGUGAGCGAUCCACUUGCUCAACCAAUGAGUGACCCGCUUGCUCAACCAAUGAGUGACCCGCAUGUUCCACCAGUGAGCAAUCCGACACUGCCUGAGGAGGCUGCUGCCUAGGUGGUGGUAGAUAAUCGCUGCAUUUUUUAUAUAUAGCUGAGGUGAUUUUGGUUUCUGUAAAAUUUCCCAUUCUUUGAAAUUGGUCUCCAGCAGUCUUUUAUGCCUGAUUGUCUGUAUUGUAUUUCCCCUGCUUGUAGCAUAUGCUGACGGUUUGUCUACGAGAUGAAUUCCUUUGGAUGUUUGAGUCCAAA